Tachysurus fulvidraco (yellow catfish) is the source of this 3833-nucleotide messenger RNA. RefSeq names its product ephrin-A3a (gene efna3a). Bases 584 to 1246 code for a protein of 220 amino acids. Lineage: Eukaryota; Metazoa; Chordata; Actinopteri; Siluriformes; Bagridae. The record is from RefSeq and is a predicted model, not a curated record. Gene Ontology annotation, biological process: axon guidance; ephrin receptor signaling pathway. Gene Ontology annotation, molecular function: ephrin receptor binding. The transcript has 5 exons. Gene Ontology annotation, cellular component: plasma membrane.
GAGAGAGAGAGAGAGAGAGAGCUCGAACCUAAGAAAGGAAAAGGUGCAAACGAGCUGUAUCUGUUCUACUGUUAGCCUACAGCAGUCUUAUUUUGCUACCGUGUAAAGGGACAGAUGUACAGUUUGGAACACAACUUCAGCACUGCGUCAGCAGCAGGAAUCUUAGUGUCGGUGCGUGACAUUGUGACGCAAUAACGCGCGGACAAACCAUGUAGCAGGUCGCCUUGUUUUAUACUUCAUUUUUUUUUGUUGUAUAAGGAUUUGUUUCGCUCGUAUGAGAUACGGCUUAACCAGUGAAAGGGAUGUACAGUAUAUCUGAAACUACUGUAGUCCUCGAAGAUGAGGUGCCUGGAUGAGCUGCACUGUGGAUGUCAUUUAACGGGGGAAGAGCGAGAGGGACGCGGGACGUGCAGCGUGUAAAGCUGUUCCUAGACUUGUAGGAAUGUUGUAAAAAGAAAACAGGGAGCAGGAGGACUCAGGAAGAGAGAGAGAGAGAGAGAGAGAGAGAGAGAGAGAGAGAGAGAGAGAGAGAGAGAGAGAGAGAGAGAGAGAGAGAUUGAGAUUGCUAAACGUCGGGGAUGUUAUGGCUUUCCCAGUGAUCUUCCUCGUCUUGUUCGCCUUCAACAACUUGCGCCUGACGCACGGGAACAACCGCCAUGCCGUGUACUGGAACAGCUCCAAUAUCCAUUUACGGAGAGAGGGCUACACCGUGCAGGUCAAUGUCAAUGACUACCUGGACAUCUACUGCCCGCACUACAACACCAGCCAGCGGGGGGUGCUAGAUCGAAGUGUGGCUGAGCAGUAUGUACUAUACAUGGUUAGCUAUCGUGGCUAUCGCACCUGUGACCCGCAGAUGGGCUUCAAGCGUUGGGAGUGCAACCGCCCACACGCACCACACGCACCAAUUAAAUUCUCGGAGAAGUUUCAACGCUACAGUGCCUUCUCGCUCGGCUAUGAGUUCAACGUGGGGCAUGAGUAUUACUACAUAUCUACACCCACCCAUCACCAUGGCCACAGCUGUUUAAGACUGAGGGUGUUUGUGUGCUGUUCUACACUAUCACAUGCAGGUGAUGAUGCAGACCAGAACCCUCCUGACUACACAACCAGACCUAAAAUACACAACAUUGAUGAGUUUGACCACAACAUCCCCAAACUGGAGAAGAGCGUCAGCGGCAGCGGUCCCUCUCGAGAUCGUCUGCUCAUGACCGUCGUGAUGUUGCUCCUGGGUUCGCUUCUCAUCUCCUAGCCACGGUCUCCCUUGUAACUUUUCAAACCUACUCACAGAACUCAUAGGAAAAUAUAGCAGUAGAUCUCCUACACACUCAAAGAGUGGCCUUUGGGACCAAGGGCUGGACAAAAAUGACUGAUCCCAAAAUGCCCUCAAUUGGAUGGAUGGUAGAUGGAUGGAUGGAUGGAUGAUUGAAUCUUUUUAUGUUGAUAUGUGAACUUGCCUUUUUGCUGGAACAUCAGCUACAAUCUUCUCCUUAGGAUAUAAAAGAAUAAAGACGUUGAAUGGAAUAUGGAGGCAACUACACAUCUUCAAUUACAUCUUCAUUUGGAUUUUAAAGGAUGCUCUGAGGGCCUCACGCUGCUCAUACUUAAAGUGGACAUUAUUGGACAGUGUGAGCUUCUGAACUCCAGAACUGUGUUUUUACUAGAGGUAUCAAGCUUGGUGAUAAAGGCCAAGUAGAUCCUCUACACGAUUGGAUCUAGGCUUACAAGAAGUCACAAUUUUGGUACUUUCGUAAAAAUGCGUUCCCCGUGCAACGGAACGAGGAAUUCUGCUUGCUCAUGUAUUUGCUAAAAUAUGGAAAUAUUGCUUAGCAACACAGGGUUAAGCCGGUCAUCAGAUUCUGUGGUGACAGGCCAGACAAAGAGCGGUUCAAAAACCCUUUAUGAAGAAGAUUCUUAAAAAUAAUACGUAUAAUAAAUGAUAAAUUAAUGAACCUAUUUCCAGGUGAGUUCCUGUAAUGUUCUACCACCCGGAAAUCCCCCUGUAGAAUAUCCCAUGCCUGAGAAGGCAUGUCACUGUUUAGCAUAGCAACCAUUUUGUAACAGGAUGUGAGUAGUAAAGUGCAGAUCACUGUUUUAUAAUAAAGAACCGCAGUUUGGAAACAUGCUUUAUUGUACAGUUUACAUUUAGUAACAGAAUUCUUGUGUGUCAUUUGGUGCUUUAUUUAUUGAACGGUAUUUAUAGGUUUGGUGACUCGACGAUGUUUGGUGUGAGGAUCGAUAUACAGUGGGAAAAUGUUGUAGGACGAGAAUCAGAGAAACGAGACAUAUUCAACAACACAGAACUGUGGAAAAUUUUGUUUCUUCAGUGUUUCUGAUCAAGGAAUUUUUUUAUUUUGGUAUUUGUGUCUUUCCCCCAGGUAACGUGCAUAUCAUAUGAAUAUCAACUUCAUAUCUCUCUCUCUCUCUCUCUCUCUCUCUCUCUCUCUCUCUCUCUCUCUCUCUCUCUCUCUCUCUCUCUCUCUCUCUCUCUCUCUCUCUGUGUGUGUUCUUUAAUAGUUUGUAUAUUUAGGGCAAGUGUCAGGAUUGGGUUUGAAAAGAGGCCAUUGAUUCAUUUUGCUGCACUUCUAUUCUUAUAUACAAGUUUAAGAGCUUGGCAAGAAUGUAUUUAAAUAUGUGUAUGUGUGUUACAAGUAUGCAUUUUUGGGGGAAUGUUGCAAGGGAGUUUGUGUGCAUUUCAGGAUUUUCAUACAUGUUUAGGUCCACAUUUGUAACUUUUCAAUAUGCAAGAGUGUGAGACACCGGGGCAGUUUUGUGGGAGAUAUUGACAGUAUUUAUUGUUGGAAACUAUAGUGCCAGUCAUGCUUACUUAUGAGUAGAAUGACUAAAACGUCAAGGAUUCAUGAAUGACAAUAAAAAAAAUAAAUAAAACUGACAAUAAAACAUUGUACCUUAAAUUUGACUGCAGUCAUCAUUUGGAAAUGGAGAGAAGCAUAAAAGGGCAUUUUAUGUCAAUGACAAAAUAAUGUAUAUGAAUCUAACACUUUACUGUGCAUUAAAUGAAAACUCUUUUUGUAUGACCUGAUACUAUUUCUAGUCACAACACAAACAAAUAUAUAAAUACUUUCUGGACAGGUGUUAAUAUUAGAACUUGUGAACCUGUCACUACAGGACGAACUGACCGAGUGGAAAAAUACCAGUGUGUCAUGAAGACGGUGCUACUUGCUGCCACCUUUAUCUUGGACACUGAUGAACUGAGCAGUUGCUCUUAAAACUGAAACCGUGUUAUUGCACUUGAGAUGGAGAAGAUGAUUCACUCCUCCAAAUGACUAUAAAUACACAACAAAAACUGUUAACAGUUAGUAGAUGUGUGUUUGUAUGUGUGUUUGUAUGUCUCUUUCCUAAAUAUUAUAUUGUUAGUCCACUUUAAUUAGUUUGAAACAUUACUGGCACAAAUAUAGGAACAAAUAUAAUUACCAGCCUAACAACAUGGGACUGGAAACCUCUCACUUCUCUUGAUUACCCACUUCCUCAGUGGGUCUGAGGAUCAAGUAUGUCAGCAUCAAUCAUCCAUCCAUCCAUCCAUCCAUCCAUCCAUCCAUCCAUCCAUCCAUCCAUCCAUCCAUCCAUCCAUCAGUUCAUUCAUUCAUUCAAUCAUUCAUUCGGUCAUUUGUUCAUUCACUUAUUCAUCCAUCCAUCCAUUUCUCUUGAAACACUGCUUUAUCCUUGUUCAGGGAGAUUUAUAUGUAUAUAUACUGUAGGUGCAAUUUAAUUGAAUUUCAUUUCAUUUUUUUGUUUUAUUUAAUGUUGUAUUGGAUGUUAUUUGUAUCUCAUUUUAACAACGCACAUAACCAGAAAGCAGGCUUUAUAAAAUCUGGAUU